AUGAACCCAAACAGAGCAGCGACCUGGAUCGCCUUCCGCUCUAUAGUCAAGCGAACGCUUACGACCUCAACGCCGAAACGAUAUAGCCCAAUAUACCGCCAACAGAGCCUACGACAGAAUCUCACCUCGACGGCAGUUCACAGUCGCAAGAUACCUAAGAACCACUUCACUAGCACCAGCCGAUUACGACUUGAGAAUAAACAACCAGAAAGCAGCGCGAUCAAAGGCAAUGAUGACCUGGAGAGGGAUCCUACGAGCAAGAAGCGUAAAGCUGCUGCCAAAAGACCAAACUCCCUGCGAAAGGUAGCAGUUGAAGCUCAGAGAUCCCAGCAAGGUCUAGUACGCGGGACUGGCAAGGGAAGACAUCUCUCUCCUGGAGCAGAGACCAAGGACGUCUCUGCUUUUUGCGCAGCUGAGAUCUACGAUCUUGGUAUCGCGAGAAUUGAGCUAGAGAAGCUGGGCUAUACGGCGGAUCCGUUCAAAACAGGCUUGUUCCCUCAAGUCUUGCAUGUUCAGAAACCGAGAAACACUGGAGCGAAAGAGAGCGGAGAUGUAUUUGUCUUUCCGAGCGGGUGUGCAGUAUUUUGGAAUGUCCAGGAACGCGUGGCGAGAGAGAUUGUGACCAAAGUGUUGCCUGCUGCAUCUGGAAAUACUUCACUAGUAGCGGAGAAACUGGAAGAGGAGGAGAUGGAGUAUGUCGAAGAUCCAAACAAAGAGACGAGCAGGAUUAUAGGAGACACGAUUAUCCUCGGCACAAAAGCUGCGUCCGAGAACCCAGACUCGAACGCGAAUGCCAGCGUGGAAUCCACUGGAGAAAGGGCGGAGGUGGACACAAUUCUUGCCAAAAUCGCAUUCUCAUCUGCGCUCAGCCGAUCCACCAAACUCGCUGUGCUUGAGAACAGCCUCUCUGCAUACUUUGCAUCUACGCAAUCAAUCCCGCUCACUUUGGCUUCUGGAAAACCACUUCGCUUUACUAGAGCGGAGAUCCUACAGAAGACAGGCGAACUGCUCUUGAUCCGCGCUCAGCUCAACCUCUACUCCGAACUGACGGACAGCUUGCCUGACCUCUUCUGGGACUCGCCCCACGAGCYUGGACUGGAGGGAUACUACGAGAUGGUUGGCAGAGCUUUGGAUGUUGGCGUUCGGAUCCGUGGACUGAAUGAGAAAAUGGACUACGCGGGCGAGAUCGCUGCGGUGCUUAGAGAGAGACUCUCGGAGAAGCAAGGAUGGAUGUUGGAGUGGAUGAUCAUUGGGCUUAUUUGCAUUGAAGUGGGGUUUGGGGUGGUGCAUCUUUGGCGAGAGGGAGAGAUGGUCGGUGAACUGGAAGAUGAGAGGCGAACUAGAGAGCUGUUGGAAAUUUGGUUAGAGAGAGAGCUAAAGACGGAGAAGUGA
Molecule: messenger RNA, 1392 nt
Organism: Ramularia collo-cygni
Lineage: Eukaryota; Fungi; Ascomycota; Dothideomycetes; Mycosphaerellales; Mycosphaerellaceae
Product: related to YagE family protein
Exons: 1
Coding region: 1-1392 (463 amino acids)
Biological process (GO): positive regulation of mitochondrial translation
Source: RefSeq, a predicted model, not a curated record